Messenger RNA from Lytechinus variegatus (green sea urchin), 14544 nucleotides. RefSeq names its product hemicentin-1-like. The transcript is spliced from 68 exons. Bases 536 to 14512 code for a protein of 4658 amino acids. NCBI's taxonomy places the organism in Eukaryota, Metazoa, Echinodermata, Echinoidea, Temnopleuroida, Toxopneustidae. Gene Ontology annotation, molecular function: calcium ion binding. The record is from RefSeq and is a predicted model, not a curated record.
UUGUCAUUCGCCAAUCGUGCGCGGUGAGCAGAUGAUACGAGGGCUGAACAUUUUUGUUUUAUCUUGCAUUGUUCCAGAAGUCUACCUCCACAAAAUGACAGUGAGCAAGUUCUAAUACCUUCAGUUCAGUUGGCAGCAACUGGAUCACGUCGACGCAGCCCUGCUCCGAAUUAUUAAAAAAAGCAGGAAACCUGUGUUAUUUCAGUUGGAAAUAAUUUACCCUUGUCAAGUUCCCGUCAGGUUUGGUCCUUCGAGUGCCGUCGCGUUGUGAGUUUGGAUUGCCUUGAUGAGAUUUGGGAUUUGGAGCUGAAUGCCAUUGAUUGGAGGCAGUGAGAGGUUAAAUUGUUUGGGAGAUAACAAUGGAUAUCUAAUUGAAAUUUAAGCGAUUGACACACUUUCGAUGGAAUAUGGCAGAAUAUUCAAAGGAGAUUAGGUGUGUUUAGUGUGGAAUUUACGUGUCGAAUCCGACUUCAGCACAUUCAUGUUUAUGAAGGUGUAUUGAGAAAGUUUUGGCUGAAACUUGUUUGUUGACACAAUGGCAGACUUUUGCCCGUCCCUCUCGGGGUGGCUAGCCGUGCUGGGUUGCAUCCUGUUUCUAGCUCCAGACGUCUUUCCACAAAUCCACAGAACAUCUUUGACAAUAGACAACGUUUUAGAAUACAGCGAUUCCUCCUUCUCUUCAUCGAGUGGAUUAUUUUUUGAAGCAGAGGAAAACGAAGCUGGUCAAAAUCAUGCAGGUGGAAGCCAUAGAACUGCCCAAAAUGGUGGGACAACGAUGGCUUUUGUUUUUGACGUCACUGGAUCCAUGUUCGAUGAUCUCCAGCAGGUCAUUGAGGGAGCAGAACGUAUUUUAGAUUCAAAUUUAAAGAGGAGAGACACACCUCUUAAAAACUUUGCCUUGGUGCCUUUUCAUGAUCCAGAAAUCCAAGAGAUCACUAUCACAGAAGACCCAGAUUAUUUCCAGCAGAAACUCAAGGAUUUGUAUGUCCAGGGAGGUGGUGAUUGUCCAGAAAAAAGUAUCACGGCCAUCUACCAUGCCCUCAACAUCAGUGAACCUGGAUCCUUCAUCUAUGUCUUCACAGAUGCCAGAUCAAACGACUAUGAACUCACCAACGAGGUCCUCAAGCUUAUCCAGGAAAAAGAAAGCCAGGUUGUUUUUGUCAUGACCGGAGAUUGCGGGAAUCAAUCUCACCCGGGUUUCCAGGCCUACGAACAGAUCGCUGCCACCAGCUCAGGGCAAGUCUUCAUGCUUAACAAGUCGGAUGUGGAUCUGGUGUUGCGAUUUGUUGAAGUAUCUCUGCAGUCUCGCAAGGUCAAUCUUCUGUCAACGGACUAUGAACAUGGGGCCACGCAGGUCCAUCGGGUUCCGAUAGACUCCAGGAUAAGACAGAUCACAAUCUCAGUCAGUGGUGAUAAUAGGAACGUCACUCUGAGAGAUCCUAACGGAAGAGACAUUCCAUUGAUAAAUUCAGUAAGAUUUCAGAGUGGGCAGCAGUAUUUAGAGGAACUGUUAACAUUAGAAAAUGUUUAUGUUGUUGGAAUGGUUGAGCCGGUUCCUGGUUAUUAUGAGCUUAUAACAAACUCUAGAGAUGAGCAUACAGUGCGUGUUACAGCUAUAAGUCUUUUGGAUUUUGCCUUUGGAUUUGCUAGGAACCCAACCGCUGACCUAAAUGAUACCUUCCAUAGACCAAUUAGAGGUGUUUCUUCAAACUUGAUGAUAGAAGCACUUCACCUGAAUCCUCCUGGAGUCUUGGAGAAGGUGGAGUUCUUGAACCUGAGGGGUGAAACCAUCUUUGAGACCCGUCUUACUCAGAGCACAGAGAAUCCAGACAUAUACAUUGCCCCUCGCACCAUACCACCAGAUAGCUACUUCCACAUUCGGGUAUCGGGUAUCGACAGUAGGAACUUUAGAUUUCAGAGGCUUAGCAAGGCAGCCAUCAGUCCUCUUAUACCAGAUCCACCAACCACCUACAUGCCAAGGAGGACACCAGGUUACUAUGGAAUGAAUGCUGUUCUAACCUGCCAGAUAGAAAGUAUGGUACCAUUCUCUGUGCAGUGGAUGAAAAGGGGCACUCCCCUCGAUGGACCCAUUGAUUUCAGUGAAUCUGGUCAAGCAACGUGGACCAUAGAGAAUGCUGAUAGCCGUAUUGAAGGAGUCUACUCCUGUAUAGCAAUCAACGAAGAAGGAAGUUCACGAUCAGAGACAUACCUCGAUAUCACAGAGCCUCCUCCGGUGAUCGCUAGGACUUUCAACGUAUCUGUUCUUCCUGGUAGCGACGCUGUCAUGUCAUGUUUUAUCUCCAGUACUGUCGAGUAUAACAUAACAUGGGAUAAACCAAACACCCUGGUGUCACUACAAGGCCACAACAGAGUGAGUCUAAUGGCGAAUGGAUCCCUGGUUAUCGAAGAUGUCCAUCCCGGUGAUGCUGGAUCGUAUCGUUGUCGGGCGUGGAAUGAGGGCGGGGUCACAGAAGAACAUGUCUAUCUUUAUGUACAAGAGCGACCCCAGAUCAAUGCCUACCAAGGCAACGUGACCUUCAUGUCCAGUCAGAACAUUACCCUGCGGUGUUCCGCCGAUGGUUACCCACUCCCAGAGCUCCGCUGGCUGAGAGACGGCCAGGAACUACCCAUCGAACCAGGACCGAGGCGUGGGGAAAUCGUCCACCGCAUCAUCAAUGCGUCAAGCUCAAGCCAGGGCAUAUACACCUGUGUGGCAAGCAACACCGCCGGUUCAGACCUGCUCAAUGUCUAUGUCACAUACCAAGAACCUCCUCGAAUCCAGAUUACCCAGUACCGUUACCUGACCCCACCCAGCCAGAAAGCAACCCUCUCCUGUCCGACCACAGGGAUACCCCCUCCGGAGAUCACUUGGUUCAAGGGCGAGAGAGACCUCAGUAGGGUCACUUACACCAGGAUCUGGCCCAACGGAGACCUGGACAUCAUGGGGGUCCAGGACUCUGAUUCUGGUUCCUACACCUGCAUGGCUUCCAAUGAGGCAGGUUUUGACUCAGAGACGGUUCAUCUAGAAGUUGGAUCUUCCCCUAUCAUUCUGCAACCUCCUAUUGAUCUUGGUGUCAACUACGGCAUGAACGUCUCCGUGACUUGCAUCGCCAUGGGGCAUCCUGCUCCUACUGUCACGUGGCGCAAGGUCGGGCAAUCACAUCUUGCUGCCAACCCAAGGAUUACCAUGAACGAAGAUGGAAAUCUGUUCAUUAGAGACAUGCAAGUUGAAGAUAGUGGGACAUACGUCUGUGUGGCUCACAACGAACAUGGGUCCACGGAAUCAUCAGCCCAGUUGAGAAUCACAAAUCUUAUCCAGCCCCAGAUCAGUGCCACCAGCCAGGAGGAAGUGGUAUUGGUGGAAGCGGAUGUGGUCGUACGGUGCAACGUGAUCGCCGGCAACCCACCACCAACGAUAACUUGGUACCACAGCAAGGAGAGGCUUUACCCGGAAUACAGCCCCCGUCUCGAUAUCUUUCCCGAUGGUAGCCUCGGAAUCAGGGGCGUGGUAAUGUCCGAUGCGGGCAACUACACCUGCGUAGCGGAGAAUGCCAUUGGAAAUGACACCAGGACAACACAUGUUAAAGUUCACGAUAAACCAAGUAUAACCCCCACAAAUACCAGCUACACCGUUAUCCAUCACGAGUCAGUGACGUUGCUUUGCCCUGCCGAAGGUUAUCCCCCGCCAGUUAUUGAGUGGAUCAAGAACGGCCAGACCGUACCCAACCUAGGGAUCCAUCAGAGUGCGCUCACGCUAAACUAUGUCACCGAACAGGACGCAGGCACCUACAUAUGUAGGGUGUCUAAUGUGGCCGGUGUCUCAGAGAUAGAAAUAACACUCUUUGUUUUAGUCCCACCUGUCCGUGUUGGUGUCGAGACCACCGGUGUCAUCAAUGUAACUCAAGGGGACAGUGUCACCCUCCCGUGCAAUGUGAGGGCAAAUCCCCCUCCUCAGAUCACCUGGUUCAAAGACGACCUUCCCUUGCCAGACUCUGGAAGGAACUUCUACGUUAAUCCAGAUGGGGGUCUGGUCAUUCAGCAGAUGUCUAUGGCAGAGGAAGGGCAGUAUAGGUGUGUGGCGUCUAACAUAGCCGGCAAUGUCACCAAAGAUGUCCGCAUUACUAUUCUUGUUCCACCAAGCAUCGAACCUGGUAACACUGAAUAUGAAGUAGUGGCCGGAGGCUCGGUCAUUCUAUCAUGCGAAGCCUAUGGCAUCCCCAUGCCAGAGGUGGUUUGGCAGAAGGAUGGAGUUCAGCUACCCAAAGCCACCAGGAAUGCCCGCAUCCUGGAAGAGGGCUCCCUCCAGAUAGAUGUCACCUCCGAGGAUCAUACAGGGACCUACACCUGUGUGGUGACCAACGAUGCCGGGGAAACCAACAGGUUUAUCACCCUUAGUAUUAUUGUUCCACCAAUAAUCUUGGAUGGUCAGACACAAUACACUGUGGUCACUGGUCAGGCAAUAACUCUGCAUUGCCCAGCUUCCGGAACCCCGCCCCCGACAAUCACCUGGUCCAGGGAGGGCGUCCCCAUUCCCCUCAACGAUCCUCGUUACGACGUUGAUGAUAUCGCCGGCACUCUUACGAUGUAUGGCGUUGAGCCAACGGAUUUUGGAACAUACAAGUGUGUGGUGCAGAAUGAGGGUGGAUCGGUGACUAAGGACAUCAAUCUGUCUGUCCAUGUUCCUCCUGAUAUCGAGGAAGUCGUUGAGGAAACCUUCAGCAUCGUUGUCGGUGAGACUGUCUCUCUGCCCUGCGAGGUCAGGGGGAAUCCCCCUCCGAUGGUCACAUGGUACAAGUCAGGCAAUCCUAUCUCGGUCAGUAACUCAAUGGUCAUCACCAGAGACUCGCUGGACAUCUAUCGAGCUAGACCAUUUGAUACUGGCAUCUAUCAGUGUGUGGCAAGCAACAUUGCAGGCAACAGUACCAGGAAUUUCAGGCUUGUUGUCAUGAUUCCACCCAGUAUUCAGCCAGGGCCACCAACCCGUACGACAGAGGUUGGAAGUCACGUUGAGUUGGAAUGCCGGGCCGAUGGUAUCCCACUCCCUGAUAUAACAUGGUACAAGGACGGACAGCCCCUCGAUACAUUUAAUGACCCAAGGUUUCGACAGAGUGCCUUUGGUACUCUUCAGAUACUGAACGUAGACCAACAAGAUACUGGCGAAUAUGCCUGCUAUGUCUCUAACGAUGCCGGCAAAGCUUCCAAGUUUGUAACCCUAACAGUCAAUUUGGCACCCAUUUUGUUAGACAGUCCCGAUGCUUACACCAGCCUGAUCCGUAACCCUGUGACCCUUCAGUGUCUAGCUGCUGGUUUUCCGCCUCCUGAGGUCACAUGGCUUAAGAAUGGAGCACCGCUAGAUCAAGAAGAUGUCAGGUACUAUGUCACACCAAGCAACUCACUACUCAUUGCGUCAACCAUAAGAGAAGAUUCUGGCAUCUAUACCUGUAAUGUAACAAAUACUGCUGGGUAUCAGUACAAACACAUGGAGUUAACAGUUUAUGUGCCUCCUACAUCAAUCACCGCUGGGGAUACCAGCUACGAUGUCACCCUCAACAAUCCUGUCUCACUGCCGUGUGUAGUGGAGAGUUACCCGCCUCCUAUGAUCACAUGGCUCAAGGAUGGCCGAGUGAUCCCUUAUACCAACUCCCAUUACCGCAUUCAGGAAUCGUCCCUUGACAUCCCCAUGGCUGUGGUGAGGGAUUCCGGGGUCUACACCUGCAUCGCAUCCAAUAUCGUUGGGAAUAUUUCUAGGAGUUAUGAAAUCAAUGUUCAAGUGCCACCAUACAUCAGUCCUGGUCCUGACACCAUCACGGCCUACCUAGGUCAGAAUGUGACCCUACCCUGUGACUCUAUAGGAGUACCUACCCCCAUGACCAUGUGGGACAAGGGGGGUCUUCAGCUUAACUAUGAUGAUUCUCAUUUCCAUAAGCUUGAGGAAGGUUCCCUGAUCAUCAGUGAUGUAAGAGAGCUGGAUGCCGGUGUUUAUUUCUGUUUGGUGGUCAAUCAAGCAGGCUCGGACACCAGGAAGAUCACACUCACUGUAAAGGAUCCUCCUCGCAUCAUCAAUGAGCUCCCUGAGGUGAUGGAACAGAUGAUGAACACAGAGGUUAGGAUAGCCUGCCAGGCCACCGGGACACCUAGACCUCGGAUCCGUUGGUUCAAGGAUGGACAACCGAUAGAGCAACUCAGAGGCUACACCGUGCUUGGAGACAAUACACUGCUGAUCUCCAGUCUGCAACCCUAUGAUAAUGGUCGAUACGAGUGCAUAGCAGAGAGUGAGAGCGGGUUCGAUUCGAUUGAUGUAUUCAUCGAUACGCAGGUGAGACCUCAUAUCGCUGGUGAGAACACACCGGACGAUCCUGUCAUUGUUUUCACUGAAGAAUACCAGAACGUCAUCCUGGAGUGCAACGUGACGGACUCCCACCCUCCAGCCGAGGUCACAUGGUACAAGAACGGUCAGGCCAUACUGGACAGGUCAGAUAUCGGGAUCCAUUUUGAUUUAGGUGAUACGAGUCUGAGGUUGCCCUACCUUAGUCCUGAGGAUGCUGGUCAUUAUCACUGUGAGGCGACCAACGGUCAGGGGUCCAGCCGACGCCACUUCUCCUUGGAAGUCCAUGUUGCCCCUUUGAUCAGGAAUCGAAGAGAGGAGAUACUCACAGUCCAAGUUGGUCAUAGUAUCUCAAUUCGCUGUGAAGCCAGCGGUGUUCCAGAUGCCAGGAUUGUGUGGAUGUUCGGUGAUAUCCCAAUCUCCAGUCAGAACAGUCGCUACCAAAUCUCUGCCAAUGGCACGCUGCAUCUGAGAGAAGUGCAGGUCAUUGACUCGGGUGUGUUCACUUGCAUAGCAAAGAACUCGGCCGGAAACGAUUCCAGAGUGGUUACUGUGAACGUGAUUGUGCCACCAUCUAUCAAUGAUGGGCCGUCGGACAUUGUCCGUACACUCUCCAGCUCUGUCAUCCUUCCUUGUGAGUCAGCUGGAGUCCCAUUCCCCGAGAUCACAUGGUAUAAGAACGGAGCUCCUCUUAAUCUCUCCAACCCCAACCUGGAGCAGCUGUUCUCCGGCUCCCUCAGGAUCCGGAGUGUGGAGGAGCUGGACUCUGGACACUAUCGAUGCGUCGCCGUCAACCAGGCUGGCCAUGAUCAUAAGACCCUCACGCUAUGGAUCCACACACCCCCAUCCAUUCAGCCUGAUGCCUCAGGAAACGUUUCGACCGGUGUGGACGAGAACGUCAUCAUCCCGUGCAACAUCAGCGGCAGUCCCAAGCCACAGUACCGCUGGCUGAAGAACAACCGUGAAGUCCCCAUGAACUACGGCAAGAUGGAGCUCCUGGAAGACGGCUCCUUGAUGAUCAGGGAUGUGGAGUCCAUCGAUCGGGGUUCCUACACCUGCGAAGCCACCAAUGCUGUUGGCGUCCUGAGUAGGGAGGUUAGGCUUGAUGUUUCAGUUGCUCCUAAGAUCCCAGGCUCGAAGACACCUGUCGAGUACCCAGUUGGCCAGUAUGAUUCUAUUGAACUCCAGUGCAUGGUCACUGAUGCCUUCCCACCUCCGAUCAUCACUUGGUACAAAGGAGACAUGAUGUUGACUGGACUGGAAGAAGCGGUCACCAUCAAAGAUCAGGGAAUCACCCUUGAAAUUGGGUCUGUCAACAUAGCCAAUGCCGGAGAGUACUACUGCACUGCCACCAAUGAUGCCGGGACUGCUUCCAUGCAAUGGACAAUCGACGUGCAGGUUACACCCAGUAUCCUCAACGGCCAGGACGAGUAUCUGACCACAACCCAGGAUGUUGAUAUCACCCUCUACUGUGAGGUGGAAGGUAACCCAGAACCCACGGUUACCUGGGAGAGAGAUGACAAACCUUUAGAGGUCCUUGAUGAUCACUACAUCAUUGGGGAGGAUGGAUCGCUAAGAAUCGUGGCUCCCCAACACACGGACAGCGGGGGCUACGUUUGCGUGGCGACCAACAACAUUGGAUACGCCAUCAAGAACUUUCACCUUGUUGUCAAGAUUCCUCCCAAUAUCAGCACUCAGCAAGAGGUAGUGACCAUAGGACCUCAUCAGUCAGUGACUCUGAGAUGCCGAGCUACAGGAUUUCCUGGACCAACCAUCAGCUGGAGAAAGGACAACAUACCAAUCCCUUUCAGUACCCAAUCCUUCAGCAUCAGCAGUGAUGGAGGAAGCCUGACCAUCAAUAGCACUCGAGAGGGCGACAGUGGCAUAUAUUCUUGCGUUGCCAACAACGAGGUAGGCGAACGGUCUUUGGACAUCCUACUGAAGGUGCAGGAACCACCCAGCAUUCUCAGAGCACCACAUAAGACAGGUCCUCUGCAUGUCCAGCUGGUGGAAGGAGAUGACAUCGAACUGCAUUGCCCGACCACCGGGACACCCACACCGAGGGUGGCCUGGUUCAGAGACAACCGUGUUCUCUCUCCUCCGGAUUAUAAGAUCAGGGAUGAUGGAACCUUGGUAAUUCCUGGAGCUAUGCCUUUUGAUGCUGGUGUGUAUACAUGCAGGGCAGUGAAUGUAGCUGGGAAUACCAGUUUAACAAUCAACGUUACUGUGAUGGUUCCUCCCGUCAUCGUUGAUGCCUACAGACCGAUAGACAUCGUGGUCGUCCUCAACAAUCCUGCUCGGCUGUACUGCACCAUUGACAUCUCCAUCCCCAUGGCAACCAUCAUCUGGCAGAAGGACGGCAUCCCUCUCCGGGAGGAUGCUAACAUCCGAAUCUCUCCCAAUGGUCAGAUCCUAGAGAUCAGUCAGGUCCAGGUCAACAACGAGGGAAGGUACACCUGUAUUGCUACCAACAAUGCCGGAAACUCCACCAAGUUCUUUGGCCUUACUGUCCAUGUUCCUCCUAACUUCCCUGACGGUAGUCCUUUGGGUCCCACCUUGAUGAGCAUCAACGAAAAAGACUCCACCCAGCUUAGUUGCCAUGCCAGCGGUGACCCCCCUCCCACCAUCAGAUGGUAUAAAGAUGGGCGUCUGGUGACCCACAAUGAACCGGGAGUGGCAGUGCUGAGCUCCGGGGAGGUUCUCAGGAUUAAUCGAGUGAACAGGAUCCAUGCUGGGGAGUUCACCUGUGUGGCAAGCAAUGUCGUGGGGAAUAUCUCCAAGAGUUAUGUGUUGAAUGUUAGAGUGAGCCCUGAAAUCGAAGGGGCAGAAUUCCCUCACAAUGUGUCGGUCAUCAAUAACAUGGGAAUAGAGCUUAGCUGUCCAACGGUGGCCAUUCCAGUCCCCGAGAUCGUCUGGUAUAAGGAUGGACAUCGCCUUCACCCCUUCCAGAGCGGUGUACUCAUCUCUCCCGAUGGAACCACGCUAAGAAUCCCCAACGCUCAGCUCCACGAUGAGGGCAUGUACCAGUGCGUAGCAACCAACAUCGCAGGAGAUCAGACUAAGCUCUUCAACCUAUUUAUUGACGUUCCACCUGUAAUACUGUCAAGGGAGCCUAACCAAAUUGCCGUCAUAGCUGGUGGCUCUGCAACCAUUGACUGCGAGAGCUAUGGUGUCCCCAAACCAACCGUGACAUGGACAAAGAAUAAUGCCUUCAUAUCACCAGCUAGCGUAAGGUAUGACAUUGAUCCUGCUGGAUUGCUCCAUAUCGCCACGGUGACGGUAGCAGACGAAGGUGUCUUUGAGUGCUUUGUAUCAAACUCCGCUGGCAAUCUGACGAGAAGGAUAGAUCUACAGGUUCAAGUCCAACCAACGAUCACACCGGGGCGUGGCAGGGUGACCACCCGUAUCGGUCAGUCCGUCCGUCUCUUCUGCGAUGCAACCGGCGUCCCUACCCCGGAGAUCCUUUGGCAGAAGGAUGGCCAGCGGGUGUCGCCCAUGGAAGGAUUCAUCAUCAUCAAUGAUGGGAUGUUGCAGAUCAACGACGCUCAGCCUUCGGAUGCAGGCCGCUAUGACUGCAUCGCUAAGAACGGAGCAGGGGCUGAUGUCUUCAAGGUCAUUCUGGAGGUUCAAGAGCCACCCAGGAUAGCACAGACCAACAACACCUACGAGGCCAGGGUCGAUAGGUCCGUUGAGCUGGAAUGCCGAGUGAGCGGGACCCCCAAACCAAGCAUUCGCUGGUUGUUCAAUGGACGGGAUAUCUCGGGAGACCAGAGUCUGACGCUUGCCAAUGGGAAUCUGAAGAUACCUGUUGUUCGGGCAGAGGACAGGGGAUCGUACACGUGUUUGGCUCAGAAUGAUGCUGGUUUCGACCAAGCUGAACGGUUGCUGGUAGUACUCGAUCGUCCAAGCGUUCCUAGACUACCCCUUGAACUGUCACAGAUGACCAUCAGUGUGAAUCGACGAGCAGUACUGACCUGUCCAGCUGAUGGCUACCCUCCGCCUGUGGUCAGUUGGAGGAAGGAUGGAGUUCUGAUAGAGCCGACCGGUAGAAUCACCAUGACUGAAAACCAUGAGCUUAUCAUUGAUAGAGUACAGGAAGUAGACAGCGGUACCUACACAUGUGUGGCAGAGAACUCGAUUGGCAGCAACAGACUAAAUUUCUACCUUACUGUUCAAGUUGCUCCAACGUUCACCCACUUCCCUAAUGAUGUUGAACUAGCGGCAGGGAACAGACUUGAACUAAUCUGUGAGGCAGUUGGUGUACCAAUGCCAGAUAUUACAUGGCUUGUCAAUGGGACGGAACUGAUACCAAGCCCACCUACUUAUGAUGGACGUAGUGUACUGGCCAUUCAUAACGUACAGAAAAGUGACAGUGGAACCUACAUGUGCCGAGCUGAAAACGUACUUGGUGUACGCACCGCAAUCACCGCCGUACGUGUCAGGGUGCCUCCAAGGAUCAUUCCAGUCCCAUCAGAUACAACCCUGACCCUUGGUGAGAGGGCGGUGUUGACGUGUGCCGCCGAGGGUGACCCACGACCUGAGGUUACAUGGCUCAAGGACAAUCGUCCUGUAGCGCUGUCGGACAGCAUGCAACAAACUUCCGAUGGCUCUCUCAUAAUCGCACCAACCGCUAUAUCUGAUGCAGGUCAUUACAGAUGUCAAGCUCUUAAUCUCUAUGGACAUGAUGAAAUCAGCUAUCAACUUCAAAUACAAAGCCGUCCUAUGUUCACAGUGGAGCCUCAGAACACGACCGUAUCCCAUGGAGAGAACGUUCUCUUGGACUGCGUGGCUCAAGGAGAGCCUGAGCCCUUUAUGAGAUGGCAGAAGGAAGGUUUCAGGGUGUUACCCGUUGGGCGGGUGGCCAUCCUACCAAACAACACCCUCAAGAUCGUAGCAGCGCAACUGACCGAUAGCGGCGCGUACAUGUGCCUUGCUGAAAACCUGAUGGGUCGAACAGUGAUGACUGUCUACCUAACUGUUAUGGUGCAUGGCGGCUGGUCUGAGUGGACAGAUUGGGGGCAGUGCAGUAAGACAUGUGGGCGGGGCAUGAGGAUACGCACACGUCGCUGUGACAGCCCGUCCCCGGCUAACAAUGGGCUUCAGUGCACGGGGCCAGAAGUAGAACAGAACUCGUGCCAUUUGGAAAGUUGCCCUAUCCAUGGACGAUGGGGUGAAUGGCAGCCAUGGGAGGAAUGCUCUUCAUCCUGUGGGUUCGGCGUCCGCGUGAGACGACGAUUCUGUGACAAUCCACCGGUGCAGUAUAGAGGAAGGGACUGCGAAGGGGAAGGCAUCCAACAGGAUCAAUGCUUCACAGGAGAAUGCCCAGUUGACGGAGGCUGGGGCCCUUGGUCAUCAUGGCAGCUAUGUGAUCGAACGUGUGGCAACGGGAAUACCAUCCGAGAGAGGAUAUGUAACAAUCCUGAGCCACGUCAUGGUGGUAGGGACUGUACCGGACUAUCAAGAGAGACACGAGCCUGUAACGUACGACCAUGCCCAGUUGAUGGAGUAUUUGGAUCAUGGAGUAUCUGGUCUACCUGCACCGUCUCUUGUGGUGGGGGACAACAGAGUAGGACCAGGAUCUGUACUGGACCUCUUCAUGGCGGUCAGCCGUGCGAGGGUAGGACUGAGCAGACCAUUCGCUGUAAUACAGAACAAUGUCCAGUCCAUGGAAACUGGUCUGAUUGGGAUGUCUGGGGAGUCUGCUCAACAAUGUGCGGUGGAGGAAUAAGACAACGGUUCCGCUCCUGCACCAAGCCAGCACCGUCACCCACCGGUCGACCCUGCGUGGGUGAAAGUGUGGACACAGAACCAUGUAAUCAACAGCCUUGCGCAGUUGAUGGUAAAUGGACACAUUGGUCUCAAUGGAGCGAAUGUUCACAGACUUGUGGUGAGAGUCAACGACGUAAAACCAGAGAGUGUAAUAACCCAGCACCCGCCCACGGUGGAAGGCCUUGUAUUGGAGUAGCUGAACUCAUUCAAACAUGUCAUACACCUCCUUGCAUAGUUGGUCCAAGGACAGCUAUCGCCAUGGUAACAGGUAGUAUCAAUGGUGAGACAUUGAAUGGUCAACUCUUUGCCAACAUCAGUGUGGACAAUGCAGGGUACACGAUGGUCACUGCCAACAUGGACAAUGUACCUGAAGAUAUCGGUAACGUGAUGCGGAUGCUGAUCUCCUUGAUAUCUCCCGUCUACUGGACCAGUGCGUAUGAACGAGAUAACACAGCCAAUGGCUUUUCCGUCACCGAAGGAAACUUUGAGAGACAGACUCAAGUCAGUUUCUGGUCAGGUGAGCAGUUGACGAUGGGAAUGCGUUCUCUAGGAGUAGAUGAGAACGGUGUCCUGCAGCUGACCAUCCUCCUGACUGGUGAAACCCCUGAGAUCUUACCAGAGGACCAGGUCAUCACACGGAACUACCGAGAAAACUACAUCCAAACGGGACCCGGGGAGGUCUACGGGCAGUCCUCUCGUCUCAUCACCAUCGACGGGGCGCCUCUGCUCUAUGCAUGGAACCACACCAUUUUCUAUGAAGACGCAGGAAGUCAGAUGCCGUUCCUUGUACAGACGCUUAACACCGAGGGGGCUACUGUGGAAUAUAAUCCUGUAGAUGGUUCGCUGACCUACACGAUACGUGUCUACUUUACCAGAGGAGAACCAAGGAAUCGAUGCCCCCAAGGAUUUUCGCUUGAUCCAACUGGACCGUACUGCCGAGAUGUUAAUGAGUGUCUGCAGAGAAACACAUGUUCUCAUUUUUGCCAGAACUUUUACGGUGGUCACGUCUGUGCUUGUCCAACUGGCUAUCGGCUGAACAGAUACAACGAACGCACCUGUGAUGACAUUGAUGAAUGUCGGUAUAGAAAUGGAGACUGUCCGCCCACUGAAGAAUGUCAGAAUACUGAAGGUUCUUUCCGAUGUGUGCAACAUUGCAAUAGAGGAUUACGUAGGAUACCAGGAACAACACUAUGUGGAGAUAUCAAUGAAUGCCAGGAAUCUCCUAACAUCUGUUCCCAUCUAUGUAGCAACACUCAGGGAAGCUAUCAAUGCACCUGUAGGAAGGGAUACCGUCUUAGAGGAAAGAGAGAAUGUAUAGAUGUUGAUGAAUGUAAGGAGCGUAACCCAUGUCGAGUCAAUCAAGAAUGUGAGAAUCGACAAGGUCAUUAUCGUUGCAUAACAGUGUGCCCGCAAGGCUUUGAGAGAGCAAGGAAUGGAACAUGUAUAGAUAUUGAUGAAUGCAGUUCGAACCGACACCAGUGCUCUCAGAUCCAAACCUGUGCAAAUUCUAUUGGUAGCUAUGAAUGUCUGUGUCCCCGUGGUUUCCGGGCAGAGGGUCGACGUUGUAUAGAUGUCAACGAAUGUCUCACCCGACCCUGCACGUACCAGUGCCGCAACCUCCAGGGUGACUACGAGUGUCUGUGCUCACCGGGAAUGACCAGAAUGCCGGACAGGAAGACUUGUAUCGGUUUAGAGGAGCGAUCGAUUGAUCCACCAACGAUUCUGGACUGCCAGAACGGUUGGCGUCGUGUGGGAAGAAGAUGCGUUGAUGUGAACGAGUGUCAGUUAGCACAUCCCUGUCGGUAUAGAUGCAUCAACACCGAGGGGAGCUUCCGCUGUGAAUGUCCUCCUGGGUACAACCUAGCAGCCGACAGAGUAUCUUGCGAUGAUAUCAAUGAAUGCAUGGAUUACAGAUACAACGUAAACUGCGGCCGGAACAAGAUCUGCUUCAAUCGUCAAGGAAAUUACAGCUGUUUGGAUACCUCUUGUCCUCAAUACUAUGAAAAGCAACGAUAUACAGGGUACUGUAUCAGGUCUUGCCCUGCGUCCUUAUCAAGAGCAGAGCUAUCGCUGUGUGAGAGCCUACCCGGUAGCAUUCAGUUCAAGACGAUAGCCUUGCUGACGGACACCGACUCUGGUCGCGAUCUACUCCGGCUCAGGGUGAAAAGAACCGACGGUACCGUUCACUCAAACACCUACUUCAGCAUUGAGAACACACAGGUGCCUUUCAUAAUCAGGACAGAAGCGAAUGGUGCAGGGGUUAUAUCAACCAAGGAGCCCCUCCUGGAACCAAGAGACUACGUGAUUAAGGUCAGAGCUCAAGGGUUCUCUGGGUCGCAGGUCUCUACUCAUGUUGAAUUGGACAAAGUUUAUCACAUUCAUGUCUCCGUUUCUCAGUUCCCCUACAGUAACUCAUAGGAUGAUGCCAAGCCUGGUUCCGUGUAAACAAA